AUGGCGAGUCAGCAAUGCGCACAUUGUGGUCAGUCUGAUUACCUGAAGAGAUGCUCCCUGUGUCGUGAAGUGUUUUACUGCGGAAGGGAUUGCCAGAAACGGGAUCUUCGUCGUCAUCGACAGCAAGAUGGCUGCAUUUCAAACCACUGCGCGGUGAAGUGGUCGCCACCGACAGAGUUGCGCGAGAUUAGCUGCAAGUGGAAGGGGGACACUUUCAAGGUGAAAGUUGAGUUCGAGGCUACAGUGGCAGACUUGAAGAAGCACAUCUUUGCGAAGCACAAGGAGCUUCCAGUGGAUCAGCAAAUGCUCUUUUAUUCGGAGAAUGUCCUGGAUGGCCAGACACCCAUCAAGGACCUGGACAUCAAGGAGGGGGAGCCUCUGACGGUGAGGUUGCACACUGCACCGUCAGGAGAUGGCGCAACAAAAUCUUCGGAAGAUGUGGAUGCGGUGAAAGGCGCUUCAAAGUCUUCCGCAAUGACUGCCAUGGCCCCAUCCAAAGCAGAGCCAGGAGCUGCUGGCCAUUCAAAACGAGAGCGCAAGAGCCGCGCAGCAAGAGAGAAUCAGCGCUUGAGACAGGACUUGACAAGAAAGGAGGAUGAAGCAGCGCAAUUUGCACGUCGUAAUGAUGACCUGCAGAGCCAACUCACCCAGCGCGAAAAAGAAAAUGAGCAGCUUAGAGAGCAGUUGGACAAACAGAAGUGUGUCACCAAAAGGCUGGAGAAAAAGAACAUCGCAGUGAAAGACCUGCUCAAUCACGUUCAGCUUCAAGCACAUGAAGCACAUGAUGAGUUGCGGCUGAAAGGACAAAGGAUCACACGUCUGGAGAAUGAGAAUGCAUAUAUGAAGAAGAGGAUUGAAGAUUUGUUGCAUCAACGCAACAUGAUUGAAGGUUUGCUGCAUCAACGCAAGGUGGUGCAGAAUGGAAAUUCGUCCGAGGGCGAAUGGUGCGAAUGGCAAUUUGAAGAGGACGGUGGUCAUUGGGUGCCUUUUCUGGCCGAUGCCAGCAAACUCCUUAUGGAGGACUUUCUGAAUGGCAGUGAGGAGUGCUACAUUGAUAUGGGAGGGAGGUUAUACACGAUCAGUUUCAAAGAGAUGUCGCAGAUGAACACAGUGACCCAAAAGCUUCGAAGGAUUCGCUGCUGCUUUCCGUUACCGAGCCAUUGGGAGUUGAAGGAUGAAGAUACGUGUGAUGUGCACCCAUGGAAAGUUGUGCAGAAGGUGGAAGACCAACAAACACUGUCAGACUUGCAAGACCUCUUGAAUCAAUCGUUGCUGCGUCAUGAUGGUACCGCUUGUAACUGCCUGCAUGGAAGUUCAAGGUUUCAGCUGAAGGAGGCAUUCCAGAUCAAAAAUUUGAUAUUAUGGCGGCGGUUCCAGCGCUUUGGUCAAAGCAUUCGGGAAAAGCACAGGCUGGAGGGCAUCACCCCUGAGGUCAUCCAACCACCUGUGGGGAAUGCACUGACCGAAUUUGCCAAGAAGAUCCAGGUCGAUGAAUCUGUGAAUGAUCGACUGUUGUUUCAUGGGACGAGGACUUUUGCCUUGGCAGAACAGAUCGCGAAAGAAGGUUUUGACAGCCGGAUCGCCAAUAGUAACGGGCUGUAUGGCAAGGGAAGCUAUUUUGCAUCGCAGACAUGCAAAAGUGCACAAUAUGCAACAGAAUCAGGAAUGACCGCAAAAGCAUCGCCCAAUAUGCUCGGGACCAUGCUCGUUGCGAGAGGCCCGGAUGACACCGGGGCGCUCUACUUCGCUUUCGCCUUCACUGUGACGGCCUCGGCCUGGCCUGGGAAGGGAGAGGACUUCUUCUUGAAGAAAGAGAAUGUGCCUGGAUCUGGCAGCAAGGUGCAGAAGCUCCGCCCAAGGAGGCGCAAGAAAUCGCAGCCCGGGGAAGUCGGUGAGAUUGAACAGCGGAAAGGCGUGGAAUCUCGCAGAGUGGCAUUUUCCGUGACCUCGGUUCAGGUGGGUGAAGACACGUUUCAGGAAGUUGAUUUUGAGGAUGAGCAGCUCACGAGCUUCCGGUCAUGGGACCAGAAGCACGAUGAAACCUUUGAUGGUCCUCUUGGUGUUCCUUUGCCACCAGGAUCCGCAACAGCGUGGGACAUCCGCCUAACGCCGGCGGGAGAGCGCAAGCUACGCGCAACGGUGCGCGAGGCACCUGCACGAUUGCGGCCGGGUACGGAGUACACGAUACGCAUAGAAGCGACCCCAGACCGCAUUCUUUUCUCCCGCAUCGGUGCCACAGCCAGCUUACGGCGCAAUUGGUAUCUGCAGCGACGUGCGCGACCAAAGUGCCCACAGUUCUCCAAUUGCCCGGUGCCAAAGUACCUGGCGGAAAAUUCAGAAGCCAAUGCCAGGCUGACGCAAUUAUACUUCCGUGCGUGGACCCUGAAUGGCGCCGAGGAGUCGGAAAACGUUCCUUUCCUGGGGCAUUUGCUCGGCAAGCACGAGUCCUGGGAAGACUCCUUGCGCAACUGGCUGCAGCGUUUGCCGUGCGCAGAAACGAAACGGAACGUAGGCAACUUUUUAUCCGUGUAUCGGGUGCGGCCACACGCGGAAGCCGACGGUAAUAGUGAUGACGACGGAGCUGACGAGCCAAUUGUUCUAACUACAGCGCAGUUACCCGGAGCGUUGCGGACGCAGUUGCCCGCACAGCGGCGAAAAAAGAACUCCGCGCAGAACGAUGAACAGGGCAACCGAGCAGAAGAAGCAAUCCAGCAAGCAGACACUCUGUGGUGUACCCCAAUCCCAACCCAGCCACCCACGCCCAAGCAGUCCGCGACCUAUGAGGUAAUUUGUUGCGCGGCGGCUCGCAAAGCGGCUCGAGCCAAGCCAGCUACGACCCAGCACGGUCUACUAGCGAUCGAGGAGCGAUCAGCAGCCGUGUUCUGUGCCCCGACGCACAUAAGAGACGCGGUACGAACCUGGAGUGCUCAGCUUGCGGAAACAGCGGCGUGCAACCCGGAACAAGAAAGCUUUUGUGCGAAAGUCGCCGCGCGUGUACUGCAGGAAUUGGAGGACAGCCAGCUGGAACCAAGCGUGCCCCACUCGAAACCCCUACGUUGGGUGCUCCACGGUGGCCCCGGAACUGGCAAGUCACACACACUGAAACUGAUACGAAAAGAGUUGUUUGAAACAACGUUGGGCUGGACACAUGGUAUCCACUUUCAAGUGGUCAGUUUUCAAGCAGUCAUGGCAGAGCUGCUAGAAGGGGACACCAUCCACCACGCGCUCGGCUUAAAUUGGGCGGGAGAAAGGGAGCAAAGUCAUUUACGCACACUGCUUCGCACACAACAAACAUUGCAAUGGCGCUGGUUGAUUUUAGAUGAGUUCAGCAUGGUGAGUGCAGAACUGCUCGCGCAGUUGGAGCAGCGAUGUCGCGAAAUCAUGCGCGAUCUCAGCCUGGCUAAGUUCCGGGACGACGGCGUCGUGGAAGCGUUCGGUGGCCUGAACGUGAUUUUGGCCGGCGAUUUGUAUCAGCGAACCAAACAAAGCACAGGCUUGCACGGUCAGACGUUGCUGUGGGGCGGGCCGGCAGUGGGCACGCAAGGUGUCACUGAACUCGUACGCUGCGAGCGGACCGCCGACACAUGGUUGACCGAAGUGCAGGAACAGCUGCGGUACGGAGAGCUGUCGCAGGACAACCAUGCGUUUCUACACGGCCAUGGAACCAGCGUGCCGGGAAGCUGGACGAAGGGAGCCCCAGCAUGCUGCAGAAGUCUCUGUGGAGCCCUGGUUGGCAAAAGUCCGGAGGAGAUCCGCCAACGCGAAUGCGGCACUUGCCGCAAAGAGCGUGCGUCCAGGCACUUGGUAGCUUGCGACAAGGAUCCGCGGCUCCGAGGCGAGAAGGAGGGCAGUUCUGAGCUGGUAGAUUUUGUGGAGGCCGUGGCCUGGCCGGGCGCCCGGCCGGACGCGGCAGCGUCGCCGUAUCACGCCUUCGCGGCGGCGGCACCGCAUAUCUUGAAGAAGCCUGAGCAAUGGCCUGGUGCACCUAGCAGUUCGAGCACGGUGCGCUUGUUGUGGGAUGAGCAAGCCCUCUACGUUUGCUGGGAGCUUCACGGCAAAGUUGCCUCUCCAGUGCAGCUGAAAGAGAAUCCCACCUUGCAGGGUCCUCUUAAGGGCUUGCCCGCAGAGCAGUGCAGCUUGCUCUUCGACGAGCGCGUGGAAUGCUUCCUGUGGCAGCCCACUGAAGGAGGCAACCCUUCGGACACAUACUACGCGUUCGAGAUCAACCAUGACGGAAAGGCUUUGACCAACCGAGCCCGGUUUGGGGGUAUUUUUGGCUUUGACUGGGAUUCUUCGGAUGCCUUCUCAGUCUGGACUGAUGAGCUCCCCUUGGCCACAGAAGCCGACCCCAGCUCGGCCAGCUGCUUUGCCUCUCGUGUGGUCAUCGCUGAGUUCAGAUGGAAAGCUUUGGGCUUUGAUAUCACGAGUGAGAUCCGUAUUGGGCUUCAUCGUGCACAACAUCCAGCACAUUUAAAAACAAGAGAUAUGGACAAAAAAGAAAUGGAUGCCUUGCUGAAUGAGAUGAUUUGGUCAAGCUGGGUGGAUCCACAUGAUGCCGUGGUGAACUUCCACCGACCCGAGAUGUUCGGGAAACUGAUCUUGAAGUCAGGCCACGAGGAUGAGAGCUUUGCUGCAGCUCGCCUCCUAGGCUCCAAGGUGCUUCGAGUCCUGCGCUCACCAAAGCUGCUCUUGGAUGACUGUCCUCCAGGUUCGUUGUUGAUUCGGGUGAAGUAUGCCUCUCUGUGCGGCUCGGACUUCCCGUUCUUCCGACGGAGGCCCAGCAGUUCUUUGGGCUCCCUCUACUGGGAUCGCGAUGGAUUCUGUGGGCACGAGGCCAUCGGUGUUGUGCUGGACUCGCGUUCAGAUCGCUUCGCCAUUGGAGACGCUGUGCUGGCGCUACCCUCCUCCUAUUUUAAGGCCCAUGCUUCCAGCAGAGCGGAAUGGUUUGAUGAGAAUGUGCACAAUGUGCUUUUGGAGAACAUGCCCGUGCGAGGUGGCUUCGCAGAGAUCUUCACCAGCCACGAGCUCUACGCGUACAAGAUCUCGGAGUGUGUGCCACGAAUGCUGCUUGCUCAAGCCUUGGGGUCUUUGCUUUGCAUGCUGAGGAGACUUGGGUCGCUCAUUGGCCAGACCGUGGUGAUACUAGGGCAGGGGCAAAAUGGGUUGAUGACCACGCGACUCUUGUCUCAGAUGUGCCUAAGGCACCUCAUCGCCGUGGAGCCCCUGGAGUUCCGCCGGCGCCAGGCCCGGCGCUUCGGCGCCGGUCGGGCCGUGGCGCCCGGAGAGGCGCUGACGGCGGUGAAGGCGGUGGCGCCGAAGGGAGCAGAUCUGGUGCUGGAGAUGGUGGGACACAACCAGGAGACCAUCAAUGAAGCCUUGGACUUGGUGCGAAGUGGUGGAACGGUCGUGGCCUUUGGCGUUCCAGAUGAUCCCGUCUAUAACUUCCACUAUGGCAAGUUCUUCCGGAAGAAUGUGACACUCAUGGCCUCCGUCUUCCCGGAUCCAGGCGUCGACUUCCCCGCAGCUGUCGAGCUUUUGGAGACUGGGCGCUUUGACACCGAAGGCAUCAUCACGCACACGUUUCCACUGGUGGAGAUCCAGAAAGCCUUCACCCUGGCCACUGAGUAUCAGGAUGACGUGAUCAAGGAUGCCAUCAUCAUCGGUGCAGGCGUCAUCGGCAACUCCAUUGCCCUGGAGCUUUCCCGAAAUGGCUGGCGGACGUUGAACAUCGACAAGCUCCGCGGCUCGGGUCAAGGAUCAACAGGAUACUCUUCCGGAAUCUGCAGGAUGAUGUACAGCCUUCUGGACAGUGUAAAGUUUGCAUGGGAAGGCUACACCUACUUCGAAAACUGGGAGGACCAUAUUGGCUUGAAGGACCCACCCGGAGGCCUGGCGCGGCUGCGGCGCUGUGGCGCCUUGGUGCUUCGGUCUCCGCAGAGCCAGCUCUUUUUGGAGCGGGUGGUCGCCAGCCAUGAGGCGGUGGGUUUGCCCUUCGAACACUGGUCCAGUGAAGAGAUACAACAGCGCUUGGCAUUCGACAUGCAGCGCUAUGGUCCGCAGGUGCGCAUCGAUGAUGAGUCCUUUGGUGAACCGACCGGGGCUCCUCUCGGCGACGGGGUGUAUUUUCCCACCACAGGAUACGUGAGCGAUCCAAUGUUGGCAGCGUGCAAUCUGCAAGCUGCUGCUGAGGCCACGGGAAACGCGCAGUUCUCCUUUGGGCAGACCGUCACGGAGAUCUUGCAGCGGAACGGCCGUGUGGCAGGUGUCCGCUGUGGGACGGAGGAGCUCGAGGCUCCGGUGGUGGUGAACGUGGCUGGGCCACACUCGUCCCAGAUCACCGGCAUGGCACUGGGAGAGAAGCAUGACAUGACCAUCUCUACGCGACCCAUGCGCCAGGAGGUGGCCUAUGUCGCUUCUCCCCCGGAGGUUUCUUGGGAUGAUGGUGGCGAAGGGCUGGUGUGUACCGACAUGGACGCUGGCGUGUACUUUCGGCCCGAAGUGGGUGGCAAGAUCUUGGUGGGGAGUGUGGAACCUUCCUGCGACGAGAACUUCCACAUCUACCCCUCAGAUCCAGAGGCGGUGUAUCCCGGCAGGGAGCUGGCAUCCUUGACAGAUCAGUGGACCAAUCAGGUCUAUCGAUUGGCCUUGCGGAUCCCUACGUUGCCGCUGCCCGAAGCAGGGAACGUUCAAGGCUGUGCGGCUUGCUACGAUGUCACGGAGGACUGGGUGCCAAUCUACGACAAGUCAGCUUUGCCAGGUUUCUACAUGGCCAUUGGCACCAGCGGAAAUCAGUUCAAGAAUGCGGGCGUGGCCGGCCGGCUGAUGCGCGAGCUCAUCGAGGCUGGGGAGUCUGGCCUCGAUACCGAUGCAAAGCCCUUGGAUUUCCAAAUGAAGAGGAUACCCUGUGGCGGCAGCAUCAGCAGCAGCACCUUUUCGCGGAAGCGAGAGCUUUUGCAGACGAGCGGUUCCGUUUUGGGGUGA
Molecule: messenger RNA, 6981 nt
Organism: Durusdinium trenchii
Lineage: Eukaryota; Dinophyceae; Suessiales; Symbiodiniaceae
Source: the annotation of a GenBank genome assembly